Molecule: messenger RNA, 1231 nt
Organism: Bombyx mandarina (wild silkworm)
Lineage: Eukaryota; Metazoa; Arthropoda; Insecta; Lepidoptera; Bombycidae
Gene: UBL3
Product: ubiquitin like 3
Source: RefSeq, a predicted model, not a curated record
GGGAGUGCGGCCGGAGGGACGAAAUACAUCCCUCGCCAUUUUCCGUCAAGCCCAAGUCAGCCAAUCUCAAUCAAGUUACAUUCUGUCAGAAGUCGUGUUUGUGUCGUGUUGUGAAAAAUUAUUAGUGUUGAUGAAUAUCAAUGGGAAAUCGUGUUAAUUACGACUCCAAACGAUGGGUCGCUUAUUGUGUUUGUGCUUCUGAUAUAUCUUUCGAGCUGUGAUGAUGGCCAAGUGAUUUGGUAGAGUGAAGUGUUUAUGUCGUAUGCUGGGCUCUCACGGUUGCAGUGAGAUCCUUUCUCUGGAUAAAUCGUGUGCAACACGACGUCGGAUCACAGAAAAGGAAGCUGAUACACAAUGUCGGCAAAAAAUAUACCCGGAGAUAAGAUCAACCUACGACUGAUCCUGGUUUCCGGAAAGACGAAAGAGUUCGUCUUCAGUCCCGUCGACUCGGCCGGCGACAUCGCAUUGCACGUCUACGAUAAUUGGCCCGAAGCUGACUGGGCAACGGAAUGCGUGUCUCGCGCCGAGAUCCUGCGACUGAUCUACCAGGGUCGCUUCCUGCACAGCUCGGUGACUCUGGGCGCUCUCGGCCUGCCCCUAGGGCGCACCACGGUCAUGCACCUAGUGCCGCGCGAACACCUCCCGGAGCCUAACUCUCACGAUCAACGACAGAAAAGUAAAGGUGGUUCAAGCAGUUGUUGUUCGGCGUCGUGUUGCAUAUUGUAAUGGACGAUUGUAAAAGCGAAAAGGCAAUACGUGUGCAGCGAUCGGUGCGAGCGAGACGGCGACAGGGCCACACCAAGGACUCAUGUGUUCAGUGAUAUAGACGCCAGCAUCCAAUGACCCCUAAGCCCUCAUUCGCACGGGCGUUUUAAAAACGUCGCGUUAAAACUCGGCGUUGGCGCUUUUAUAACGUUCUCGAUGCGACGUAAUCUGUAACGCCCAACGCUUAGCGCUCAAAAUGCAACACUGCGCGAUAAAAAAGCGUUGCGUGUUAAAAGCGCUAUCGUAGGAACAUAUACUAAGAAAUGCAUCUGUUCUAUUUGAACGCUUUUUUAACGCGCGCUAAAAAAACUCUCGUGCGAAUGAGGCCUUAAUGUAUUAAAUCUGGGCACGAAAUUAAAUCGAUACAUUGAAAAACAAUAUUCGCACAUACGGUGCUAUAAAGUCGUCACUUAUGCAAUUUUUGUUAAUACUGAAAUGAGUAUGAGAAAAUACAUUUUUAAUAGUU